GUCCCCAGCCCAGCGCCCGGGAGCCGGAGCCCUUGUGCUGAUGUGUCGCUGCUUGCUUCUUUGCCUCUCAUCCCCCCUUCCAUGUCCCCCCCAGUGGCCCUCUCACCCUUCACUGUAACACGCCGUAUAGGUCACCCCUACCAGAACCGCACACCCCCCAAGAAGAAGAAGCCACGCACGUCCUUCACCCGCCUGCAGAUCUGCGAGCUGGAGAAGCGCUUCCACCGGCAGAAGUACCUGGCCUCUGCUGAGCGUGCAGCUCUGGCCAAGGCCCUUAAGAUGACGGACGCACAGGUGAAGACCUGGUUCCAGAACCGGCGCACCAAGUGGAGGUGAGGGGCU
This is a messenger RNA of Meleagris gallopavo (turkey), 342 nucleotides long. Lineage: Eukaryota; Metazoa; Chordata; Aves; Galliformes; Phasianidae. The record is from RefSeq and is a predicted model, not a curated record.